This is a messenger RNA of Mytilus californianus (California mussel), 3127 nucleotides long. RefSeq names its product deleted in malignant brain tumors 1 protein-like. The transcript has 9 exons. NCBI's taxonomy places the organism in Eukaryota, Metazoa, Mollusca, Bivalvia, Mytilida, Mytilidae. Gene Ontology annotation, cellular component: membrane. Bases 120 to 2531 code for a protein of 803 amino acids. The record is from RefSeq and is a predicted model, not a curated record.
UCGUGUCUUAGUUUUACAUACCAUGUUAUAUAUGUUGCACAAUAAAGUUGACACGAUACUAAAUGAUGUAUUCACUUUUUGUUCUGAAUAAGACAAAAACUUGAACAUGACGUAUUAAAAUGCUAUUCCAACUGUUGUUUAUAUGUGGAUCAGUUUUCCUUGUUAAAGGACAAACCCAAAUCAGUUUAGCCGGUAACGGAUCGACAUUGUAUCAAGGUCGCGUUGAAAUCACAAGAAACAACAUCAAAGGAACUGUAUGUAAAAAUAGCUUCGACGAUCUUGCGGCUUCAGUUGUUUGCAGACAACUAGGUUUUCAAAAUGGUGGUGUAGCUGUAAUUGAUGGGCGGUUUGGAGAAGGGACUGGACCUAUAUUGCUAGAUAAUGUUAUUUGUACUGGAGCUGAACAAGACAUUUUAGAGUGUUCAUAUCAGAACCAGUCAAAUUGUGUACACAGCGAUGACGUCGGUGUGAUCUGUAAUGCAACAUCUCCCACCUCGAUCUCGACGACUAGCGUGCCUAUAACUGUACAACCAUCAAACUGUGGUACACCAGGUAAUCUUGACAUACGUCUAGUCGGACCAGCAAAUUUAAUCGGAGUCGGAUAUGUAGAAGUACUGAGAAACGGUGUAUGGGGAUCGAUAUGUGACGACCUCUGGGGGAAACAAGAUGCUCGGGUUGUGUGUCAAAUGUUAUGCUAUGAUCCUAACAAUGCUCAAGCAGGUGCACCUAUAGAUAUUGACCAUGCCAAAGUUCAGGUUAGCACAACUUAUCAUCUCGAUGAUGUAGAAUGUACCGGUACAGAAACGAACAUAAACCAAUGCCCGCAAUCUGGCGGAAAUCACAACUGUGACGCCAUACAACAGGAGUAUGCCAGCGUUACUUGUAUACCACUUAUAAAUACACGACUAACCGCACCGAUUCCCGAGAUGAGUUGUGCCAAUGGAAAUUUCAAUAUUCAGUUUAGUCGGAUACAAGAUCCCCAUUUGGAAGAGAGGCAUUUGACCAUUUAUCACCCUUAUAACGGACCAUGCAAUAUGGCAAAACAAACUUUCACUACCUUUAUAACAGUUACCAUACCUUAUAAAGAUUGUGGAACAGCCGUAAUUCUUAAUACCACUAACAUUAUUUACCUCAACACUAUAAAAUAUGACUACACACUGGUGCAGAACGAGAUAGGAGGGCAGAUUGUCCGUGUAAACACCUACAAAGUCGAGGUUUGUUGUAUUUUCCCACGUGAUCUUGAAAUAAACAGAGGAUUUACUCCCCUUCCAGAGAGCGUUAAGAAGAAAGCACCAGGAAAUUUCAGUAUAAUAAUGACAUUGUACAAUGAUUCGUUUAUCACUUCCUUAAAUCAACCAGUGGAAUUAAUACUUGGUGAAUGGUUGAAUGUUGCAUUGAAACUGGAAGAUACAGAGGGCCAUCCCGAUCUUAAGCUUAUAGUACCAGACUGUAAAGCGACACCAUCCGACCAGCCAAAUGACCCAACAUAUUAUACCUUAUUUAGCGAAAAGUGUGCUGACGAUCCAACUCUAGGCUUCUUUCCUUUGAAUUCUACUACGUUUGGAUUCCGCUAUCAGACAUUUAAAUUUUAUCAGUACGAAAACAUUUACAUUCAUUGUAACGCUUGGGUAUGUCUAACGACAGAGAAAAACCGCGACUGUGAUCGAACCUGUAACUUGACAAACUCUAUCGGUAGGAGAAAGCGAGAUGUUUCCUCCAGAGAUGUGUACCAGUUGCUUAGUCAGCCACUAAACUUUAAGCAACAAGGAGAUAAUUCACUGAUAGAUCGAGGAGGUGGAUGGCAAGUCGAUUUAGCUACAACACAACGACCAUCUACGUUAAGUGUCACCUCAGCCAUAAAUAUGCGUUCGACAAAACCAUCAGCACCUGUAUCAACAGUAAACCCAACUGGAACAACUAGUCAAUAUAUAAAAGUUAUAGAUGUAGGAUCAUCGACAACAAGUGCUUCUUCUGUUACAGAAUCAGCGACGAUGAAAAGGACACCCCCACCAUCCCCACCAACUAAAUCACAAACAACAGUGCAGGCACAGUCGACAACAAAACAACAGGUGUCUGGAUUACCACCAACUCGGAAUGGUUUGACCUCUGCAAUUCCAAACAAUGUUCAAGUGAAAACUUCAACAUUUUCUCCGUCUAAUAGUCCUUUCAAAAUGAACAAUUCUACUGUUAUACUGCAUACAACUUCAACAACUAAAUCAAUGGUUUCUGGCUCACCAACAUCUCUGAAUGGUUUCAAUUUGACAACCGGAAAGCAGACGAUUCAACACAAUGUUAAAACAAAAACUUCAACACUUUCCCCGUUUAAUAGUCCAACCAAGAUGGAUUCCAGUGUAACAACGCAAGUGAAACGAACCCCUGGCAAUAUAAAGCAUGAUCCUGAACCUAACAAACUUUAUGCCGGCAGUUUAGGUGGAAAGUUUACUAUUUUGUCUGAAGCUUCGAGGCUGCAUGUGUCUAUUUCUGCUGUGAUAUCUUCAAUAGUAUGCGGGUUAUUUUUAGUAUUGCGUUAAGGAUGAACAGAUGUUUGUUGUUGGUAAUUUAAGUCAAAUAUUAGAACAUAUAAUUUUUAGAAAAAUUUGACAAAUCAUACAUUUUUAGUGCCUUGAUGAAAACAUGAAAGAUGUAUUUGUAAAUUAUUUGUUCUGUGAAUAUGAGGUUACUCUUAUGUCUGAAAAAUUAUAAAACGUUCCCUUUUUCAUUCUCAGAUUUCAUUGUUAAUUCAUGUGCUUAUGAUAUUACAAUAUUACAUUAUCAAUUACAAAAGGAACGAAAACAACUUUCAAAAUUUAAGUUUCGUAAAAGACUUGACAGUCUUUCAGAUAUUAGGAAACAUGUCUAACAAUGUAUUUAUUUCAUCUUCGUCGAAGACUGUAUUUAUAUGAUUUUUACUAUCGCAAACAGUUAAUCUAACUCAUUGUUUGGAAAUGUGUUAUUUCUAUUUCAAAGCUAACUUGGGGUGAAAAUGUAUCUCAUUGGAAAGUAAUAAUUUAAUUAUAUAAUUAAUUAAUUAGGUAAGUUUUAUCAUAACAUUAUAAAUUUCCAUCAUUGAACUAAUAUUUGCUGUGCAAUGCUUUUUUUUACAAUAAAAUGAAACUCUGAGCAAUUA